AUGAGUGCGUCGACGUUUCCGGACGCUUCCCUUGCCCGCGAUUCUCAGAGCUCUGACUUUGACCUGAUCGUUCGCCAGCAGCCCAACCGGGCGCGCGUGGCUGGUGGGAAGGAGAAAGAACGCAAGCCAGUAGAUCCACCCCCGAUUGUGCAAAUCCGAGUAAGAGAGGAGGGGACGUACCUCGCGCAGCACUACUUGCAGAGUCCGUAUUAUUUUAUGUGCUGCAGCUUGUAUGAUGCCUCAGAGGACAACCCAGUUCCCGUGGCCCCGUCCACCGCUUUAACUGGUACCUUGGUUUCGUCCCUUCACCGGUUGAAAGACGUGGAUAACAGUGAUGGAGGUUUCUUCGUGUGGGGGGACUUGUCGGUGAAAAUCGAGGGAGAUUUUCGACUCAAGUUUACUCUCUUCGAAAUGCGGAAGGACAUUGUUACCCAUUUAAAGUCCAUCAUCACAGAGAGAUUCACCGUGUACCCACCGAAGAGUUUUCCCGGAAUGGCCGAGUCGACGUUUUUGUCCAGAUCGUUCGCGGACCAAGGCGUGAAGUUGAGAAUCCGAAAGGAGCCCCGGACAUUAAUUAAACGACCUGUUCCCCGGCCGGAGGAUUAUCCACAGCCGAUUCCGCGCUCCCCCGAUCGUUCUUCGAUCCAAAUGCCAAGCAAUGCGUUUAGCGGUUAUCCGCCAACGAGCAGAGACUACGGGUACUACGGGCAAGCGCAUACAAGCAAGCGGCCGCGGAUGUCUUCAAUAGACCUUGGUACUCGAGGCAUGUAUGACAACGAGGGGCGUAUGCGUCAAAUUGAUGCAUACCCCCAGACGGCCCUUUACAACACGCCAGGAGGCUAUCCGACUCCCAUAAUGCAGGGGUAUCCCACAGGGCACACGGCAGUUCCAGACUAUGCGAUGCCUUACGGAAUCCCGUCCUCCACGCAGGUACCCCAGAUGCAAGACCCUGGGGCACACGGCCGAUCCAGCCAACAGGCCACGAUGCAGUCCUUGGGAAUGGUCAACGCGCCUGGUACUCCUACAGCGGACUCGACGGGGCCAAUGAUGCCACAAGGCUACGCUCGUUCGCAAUACCAGACUGGGACUGGGUCCACAAUCCUUCCUCCUUUGCAGCGGAAUCGAAACUGUACACAAGGAACCAACGGCGCGGCGGCACGAGGCUACUUUGACCAGUCCCCUCAAGCGGCUACUCCAAUUCUUCCAUCACAGCCCAUUGCCACCAAUGACACGGAUAGAUACGCUUCUACUCCUGGUCAGGCGGUGUUUGAGCAUCCGAUUUCAGCGAAUGGAACCCCUCGAUAA
Messenger RNA from Aspergillus ibericus CBS 121593, 1305 nucleotides. It is a transcript of the gene vosA, whose product is annotated as protein vosA. The transcript has 10 exons. Bases 1 to 1305 code for a protein of 434 amino acids. Lineage: Eukaryota; Fungi; Ascomycota; Eurotiomycetes; Eurotiales; Aspergillaceae. The record is from RefSeq and is a predicted model, not a curated record.